Messenger RNA from Fulvia fulva, 420 nucleotides. RefSeq names its product Ubiquitin-conjugating enzyme variant MMS2. The coding region runs from base 1 to 420 and encodes 139 amino acids. Gene Ontology annotation, cellular component: nucleus. Gene Ontology annotation, biological process: DNA damage tolerance; protein K63-linked ubiquitination. NCBI's taxonomy places the organism in Eukaryota, Fungi, Ascomycota, Dothideomycetes, Mycosphaerellales, Mycosphaerellaceae. The record is from RefSeq and is a predicted model, not a curated record. The transcript has 4 exons.
AUGGGAGCGAAAGUACCGCGCAACUUUCGUCUGCUAGAGGAGUUGGAGAAGGGCGAGAAAGGCUUGGGUGCUGAGGCAUGCUCGUACGGCCUAGACGAGGGCGAUGAUCUUCUCAUGACCAACUGGAACGGCACCAUUCUUGGUCCACCCCACAGCGUCCACGAGAACAGAAUAUACUCCCUCAAGAUCAUAUGUGGAUCAAACUAUCCAGACUCACCACCAGAGGUCACUUUCAUCAGCAAGGUCAACCUUCCGUGCCUCGAUCAGCGUACUGGCAAGGUCGACCUCACGAAGCUUCCAACACUCAGCACAUGGAAGCGCGACUUCACCAUGGAAACGGUGCUCAUCGAGAUCCGACGAUACAUGGCUGCACCAGCGAACAAGAAGUUACCUCAGCCACCUGAAGGAACAAACUUCUAA